UGCAACUUUUGGAACUAAAAAUACUGAUAAGAGUGAUAACAACUGAAAUAGGGGUCUAAUGCAUUGGGUUAUAUGGGAGAAUGCCGAAUUAUUGCAUUUUUUUAUAACUGAAAGAAGUAAAGACUUUUUUAAAUGUAAGUACCUUUAGUAGAAUUUCACGCUCUUUCAUAAAAUGUCAACAGAAAAAUUCCACGUGAAAUAAUUUCGGAGAUAUUGAAUUUCAAAGUUUGUGAUUCAGUGAUUACUGAGUAAUCACUAUGAUCAGUUUAAUUGAUUUAGCGCUUUUUUAUUUCUAUAUUCGUAUUAUUCGUGUAUUUUCAUGAUUUUUAAUUUGAUUGUUAGUUAAAUUUCAGUUUAAACUUUACAAAAUCUUUAAUGAUGAAAGAAAUUGAUGUUAGUGAAAGUGAUAGUGAAUGCUUUUAGAGCUGUUAUCUCUCUUACAAAACAACGAAUAUCAAAUAUCUAUUCAAAAUUAUGUACUCCUGUUUCACACUGAAAUAUAAAACUCAUUUUCACAGGUUGGGUAUCAACUAUUUUAAAAUAUUAUUACUAAAAUAUAGAAAAGAUGACGAAGAAAUAGAAUUUCAACAUUCUUUGAAAUUCAAUAUCUCUGAAAAUAUUGCACGUAGAAUUUUUCUGUUGACAUUUUAUGAAAGGGCGUGAAAUUCUACUAAAGAUGCUUACAUUUAAAUAAGUCUUUACUUCUUUCAGUUAUAAAAUAAUGCAAUAAUUCAAAAUUUUGCUAUAUAAUCCAAUACAUCAGACCCCUAUUUCAACUGUUAUCACUAAUAUCGACACUAGCGCUGCACCAGGGGUUGCAGCCUCAAUAGCGUUCGAAAACGAGUUCUUGCAACCAGCAGCGAUGGCGGUGUGGCAGGACAGAAGGCUUAGUAAUCGGAAGGUCCAGAGUUCGAUCCCCGCUCGAUUCCAAAUUUUUGAAAAUUUUUUUUUACCAUAAAUUUUUUUUCAAGUGUAUUUUAUUAAUAUUAUUUUUAUUUUUCGAAUAGUAUGCCGAAUUAGGCGAGGCGAAGCCGAGCCGUUCAUAAUUUAUAUUUCACUCGAUCGACAUUACUCCCCUUGGUGAGUUCAGACGGAGGCUGGACAUUUACCGUGUAUGUAGCACUUGCGGUUGUUUAUAAAAAAAUUGUACUCACGGAGGCCGAAGGCCGAGGGAAGUUAACCGACAUAGUAUGAACGACAAAGCGACCAGCGCAACCGAGGCGAAGCCGAGGUGAGCAGACACAACGCCCCCCAACACUAAAAACAGCAAUACAUACGUGAUAAAUAUCCCUUGUUGCUGAAAUGCAUGUAGGGAAUGGUAAAAUGCGUCCCCGCACCGCACCAACCCGGAUGGCGUUGUUUUUGUGUAUUUUUUUUUUUUUUUUUGUUGCAACUUGUAUUAUCAAAAAAUUCAAAAGUUUGAAUUAUUUUUUGUAAUAAUUCGAAUUUAAAAUAAUUAAUUAAUUAUGCUCGGCAUGAUUUUUGGCGUUUGUAGUAGAAUAUUUCGGCGAACAGAAUCGAAAAUUACCAUCAGGUAAUUGAUACGUACAAUGUCUUCGCUUAGAGCCGGCGUAGUGCGUAGUAAAAUCAGUACUUAUUGUACGAAUGCGAAAUUGCUUAAUCAAUAAAUCACUCGCGUAUUUUUCACGUUCAACGGUAAUUUUUCCAUCAACGCGAGCGAAAGGAAUCGAAGACUGUGUGCUAUUCUAUCCAUGUUCAGAAGAUCUUCUAUAUAUACGGUAUAGUAGGCUGAAAAAGCGACGAUGGCUGCGUCGUGUACACAGUGAAUGUUGUGAUACGUAGCUGAUAUCGUACUACCAUGGAUCGGUGAACUUGAAAAAUCCUACCAAAUGGCCUCGAUGAACGCUCCAGCAUCAGCGGAAUCGUAAUUCGUAAGUGACACGAAAGUAGAUUCAUUCGAUCGUUCCGAAACUCGCUGAAAUGUUGCAUUUAAGCAAUAGAUCCAGUUGAGCUAUAGCGAGCCGUAUGACUUGGUGGAAGAAGAAAUGGUAAAAAAGAAGCGCUUGGUUAGCGAUUCGGUUACAUUAUUCGUACGAGUUACGUGGCUGGUAUGUUUCGUCGUCGGCAGCAUGGUUUUAUACUCGGCGUUCAGAAGAGAAGAGCAAGCCUACAACAGACUAUUCGCCGAGCAAGAAAAAAAGUUCGAAUUCAAAGCUGUCCAUGUCGCGUGUUCGCCCAAAUAUCUAAGAGAUAUUAGCAAUUAUCCGGGAUGUAAACCAAAAAAAUGCGGAAGAUAUGUGAUGGAUAAUGUGGUAACUAGCAACGAGGUCGACGUAAUGCUAAAUUUGGUUAGACGUGGCUUAUCGUUCGGCGGAUCUUCCGGAGGAGCUUCUAUAUUGGAUCUACACACGGGCGCCAUGUCGAAAGGAGUUCAUUUCGUCAAUCUUUACAAACUACAAUCGCCGGAUAAAUUAUUCAAGGUUUCCGAAUUGCAAGUAUACAAAAAAGUACGAGAAAAAAUUCAAAAUGCUCUCGCUUCCAAGUUUGGAAUUUUACCAAACAAGGUUUAUUUAACGAAACCUACGUUUUUCUCACGUCUAACUAAUAAACCACCUCUAUCCGGCAACGACGAGUAUUGGCAUCCGCACAUCGAUAAGGAAACCUACCCUUCAUUCCAUUACACAACAUUACUCUACUUGAACGAUUACGGAAUCGAUUUCAACGGAGGUCAGUUCAAUUUCUUGGAGAAAGGUAAUUCUACCAGCGCUGUGCAGCCUAAAAAAGGACGUGUUCUAUUGUUUACAUCAGGCCACGAGAAUAUGCAUUUUGUCGAACGAGUUACACACGGUGUCAGAUUUGCCAUAACAAUUUCAUUUACUUGUGAUCCUAAAGAAGCGAUACCAGAUCCUUCAACCAAGUUGCGUUAAACGCAGCACUCUCGAUCUCGGUAUCAAAUGAUGCUGGCUAUAGUACAUACAAUGCGAAUGCAUGAUCGAGUACGUUGGGUACAGGCAAAGUGGUCAACCCUGUCUCGUGUCAGUGUAUAGUAUGUAAUUAAUUUUUUUUGGAUUCCGAUUCAAAAGAAAACUAAAAAACAAAAUUCUUUUUACGCUUGUUUUUAUUUCCUCGCUACUAGGUAUUUAUGUAUUUUGUUGUUCCUUCCACUUUAUCAUUUUUUAUGUACAAAAUGCAAGGUCCUGGUGUAGUAUUAAUAUGUCUGUGUACAUGUGAUACAAAUACUACACAGACAUGCAGUAUUACAUUCUCGUAUUAUCUACCUCUUAAGUUUUGUGUUGUGUACAAACUGAUUUGCGUGUUACAUUUUUCAUUUCUCAAGUACAAAUUAAUGCAAUGUGUAA
Molecule: messenger RNA, 3320 nt
Organism: Planococcus citri (citrus mealybug)
Lineage: Eukaryota; Metazoa; Arthropoda; Insecta; Hemiptera; Pseudococcidae
Product: 2-oxoglutarate and iron-dependent oxygenase domain-containing protein 3-like
Exons: 8
Coding region: 2007-2888 (293 amino acids)
Cellular component (GO): membrane
Molecular function (GO): L-ascorbic acid binding; oxidoreductase activity, acting on paired donors, with incorporation or reduction of molecular oxygen; iron ion binding
Source: RefSeq, a predicted model, not a curated record